Molecule: messenger RNA, 627 nt
Organism: Uranotaenia lowii
Lineage: Eukaryota; Metazoa; Arthropoda; Insecta; Diptera; Culicidae
Exons: 1
Coding region: 54-521 (155 amino acids)
Source: RefSeq, a predicted model, not a curated record
UCUAGUUUUCACUUGCAGAAGUUUACAAAUCGUUUCGUACCAAAUUUCAAGUCAUGAAUCACUCUUCAAACGGAAGCAACGAUCUGGAAAUCAUUCUGGAUAUCUACGAAGACGGACAAGUGAAGCUGGCCAGUUCCUGUGAAAACUUUUCCCUUCUCGAAAAAUCCAGUUUGCGAAGUGUAUGUUCCGAAUGUGGAGUCAGCAGGAGCGUUUCUUCCGUUGGUGAAUCCACCGUCGUAAGGUUGUUUCCCAGAGAUCUGCCAUCAGUCAGGGAACCGGAUAUGCUUCAGGUGAUUCCGGAAAGUGAUGAUGAAGAUUCCGAACGGGAACCGGAGCUGGUGGAUGCUAGGCCUAGGUUUUCUUGCGAUAACGAGUGCUGUGUUCAAAGAAGAGCUGGACCGAUGAAGCAUUUGGACGAUGAAACUGUGAUUCUGGAAGCAAAUAUUCAGCUGACUUUUCCCAUCAAACGAAAAAAUCUAGAACAGUUGCUAAAACUUACAAAUGUAGUGCAGCGUUUUUAAUGACAGAUGCUUCGAAACCUUUAACUAUCUGUCGUAAUCUGUUCUUGGUGCCGUGUGAUUAAAACCCAUUUAAAAUAUGUUAAAUAAACAGGGAAGCAUUGUCAAA